AUGCAGGCCGCCUCACCUGAAGCAAUGGAUCACUUUCGUGGCUUUGUGCUCUAUCACACGUAUCCGCGUCUGGAUGUGAAUGUCUCAACGGCCACGAAUCAUUUAUUGAAAAGUCCAUUUUGUAUUCAUCCAAAGACGGGACGAGUUGCCGUCCCGAUAACACCCGAACAAAUGGCACGCAUUGAUCUCGAGAACCUACCGCGAAUUGAGUAUGUUGAUCACGAUCAGUUAUUAACGCAAUUGAUGUUUCGAACGGAUAAAUGA
Molecule: messenger RNA, 264 nt
Organism: Anisakis simplex (herring worm)
Lineage: Eukaryota; Metazoa; Nematoda; Chromadorea; Rhabditida; Anisakidae
Source: the annotation of a GenBank genome assembly